Panonychus citri (citrus red mite) is the source of this 1847-nucleotide messenger RNA. RefSeq names its product tRNA (cytosine(72)-C(5))-methyltransferase NSUN6-like. The record is from RefSeq and is a predicted model, not a curated record. The coding region runs from base 246 to 1784 and encodes 512 amino acids. Gene Ontology annotation, biological process: RNA methylation. Gene Ontology annotation, molecular function: RNA binding; methyltransferase activity. The transcript has a single exon. Lineage: Eukaryota; Metazoa; Arthropoda; Arachnida; Trombidiformes; Tetranychidae.
UAAUAUUCAACUGGAUGGAAAUUGUUACAAUUAAGUUUUAAUUGUCGCGCGUUUGUUUUUCUCCCAAAAUCCAAUCAGAUGAAAGUUAAUUUGUAAACAUUGAACAUGUGAGAGUUUUCAUUUAAUUUGGUGGAAAAUUGUUUUUAAUUAUUCGUUUCAAUUAACUUGUUUUCUCAAUUGUCAUUUUAUCAGGUCUUUAAUUUUGUCUUUUCGCAACGAAUCAAUACUAAUUGUCUUUGUGUUUAAUGAACUGUUAUUGGUAUAAUUCAACAAAAUUUUUUCAGUUCAUUGGCCAUUCGACUAAACUUUUUAAGCUUGUGAAUUCUGUUAAUUAUGUUGCUUACCAGCGAUUUAAUUAUAACAAUUUAAGAUCUAUUGAAACUAUGGCCUGUUAUCCAGAAUCACCUUUUACACGAGUUAAUGAUUUAAGAAUUUUUCUCAAAAACUCUCUGAGUAAAUCAUGGUUGUUAAUGGAAAACGAUGGUUCGAAUGGAGAUGAUUUGAGUGAAAUUAAAUUCCGUCAAUUAGAAAAAUGGUUAACUCGACCACCAAAGUUUACAACAAUACGAUUUAAUUGUAAUAAAAUGGAUUCGUCAACUGCUGUUUCCAAAUUGAAAGAGAUUCUAUCUGAACGUUGCCAUCGUUUUCCGGUUGAAUCUUUAUCCAUCUCAGUUCAUCCGAUCCUUAAAGAUUUACUAAUUGUUACGAAUGGGGGUUAUGAUCAGAUUGAAUCUCUGCAACCUCACGGUAAACCAGUGAUAAUUGAUCUUCGAGCAGGUCAAUCGGUACUUCGAGGAUCAGAGAUUUACGUUGGUGGGAUAAUCGGCGCUCCAUCUGAUUUAAGGAAAUCCGACCAAGUGGCCGUUUACGUUGAUAUUCAAGGCAAAUGUUUAAAAGGUUGGAAACGACCUUACAAAGGGGCUAAGGUUUUCAUCGGAAACGGGAUCAGUUUUCAUGAUCGUCGGGACAUUUUCUGUGAUCAUCCACCUCAAGGAAUCGGUGUUCAAUUAACUAACUGUCUCUAUCCAGCUCCUUCUUUAUAUGGAAACAUGGAUGACCUUUUUUUUGCUCAGAAUUUUCCCUCCAUGGUUACAGUUCACACUCUGGACAUUUCACCGGGUCAAGUAGUUCUCGAUAUGUGCUCAGCCCCCGGUGGUAAAACAACCCACCUCGCAUCCUUGAUGAACUUGACUGGAACCCUAAUCGCUUGUGAUGUAUCAAAAUCAAGAAUUGAAAAAUUAAAGUCAAACCUUCAACGAUGGCAAAUGGAUCAAUUUGUUUCCGUCUACAAUCAUGACUGUACCAAACCAAUUGGAAGACUGAACAAUCAAUCAACUAAUCAACUUGAACCUCCAUUUCAAGAGGAAACAUUUGAUCGGAUUUUACUUGACGCUCCAUGUAGUGGACUUGGACAACGACCUCAACUUGUCGGGGAUAAAACUUUGUCCGGUUUCCUGUCCUUUCCUAAAAUUCAAUCUCGCCUAAUUGAAAAUGCGGUUAAAUUGUUAAAAAUUAACGGAAUUUUGGUCUAUUCAACCUGUUCCUUUACUAUUGAAGAAAAUGAGUUAAUUGUUGAUAAAAUUUUAACUGAUUAUCCACAGAUAAAGUUGGAAUCACAAAAACCUUUUCAUUUUGGUCAAUCAGGUUUCAAAGGUGAUCACAAUUUAACCUCCGAUGAUUUAACCAAAAUCCAGCGAUUCAUUAAUACUAAUCAAGAAAUUGAUUCUCCUGAAACUGAUACAAUCGGAUUCACAAUUACAAAACUUAGAAAAAUUAAAUUGUAAACUGUUUCUAAUUUUGAUUUUAAAGUCUAAAUAAAAGUUUAAUCAUUUGAUUACAUCAAUUAA